CAUCACUGUCACUGUAAACAAAACGUUCGACUCAACAAAAAAGUCUUAUCGCCUUUCUCAUUGGAAUUGUUUUAACAUUAUCAAAACAUGACUUCCUAUACUGAACAGUAUUUGAAAGAGAAGUUGAUAGAAAAACUCAAUGCUGUACACGUGGUAAGUGAUAUUUUGUGUUAGAUUUGUUGAUGACAAGAGAGUUGUGCCUUCCAUUUUGUGUUUUUUACCGAGUCUGAAACGUUGGUGUUCGAAGUGAAAUGCAGUGAAUUUUCAUUAUUUUCCGUUGAAAAUCGAAAUCAAUUUUAAAUCAUGAUCGCGAAAGUGGUGCUUGCUGUUUCAACAGCCAUGCUAAUUCGCUCCAUAGUAUCGUUGCAUCCGUAUUCGGGUGAAAAUACACCACCGAUGUUUGGUGACUUCGAAGCACAGCGACACUGGCAGGAAAUUGUUGUUAAUUUGCCCAUUGCGGAUUGGUACACAAAUACGACCGACAACGAUUUGAUGUACUGGGGACUGGAUUAUCCUCCACUAACAGCCUAUCAUACGUACAUUGUUGGACGUGUUGCACAAUACAUCAAUCCGAAAUUUGUUGAAUUGCAUGAAUCCAGAGGAUUGACAGACGACUCUCAUAAACAUUUCAUGAGGAGUACAGUGUUGAUUGCCGACCUGUUGCUGUAUCUACCAGCAAUUUUAAUUUGUUGUCGAAUGAUUAGCAGUAAGAAUUGGUUCAAAGGUGACGAAAGGAUCGACAAUUUGUAUGUGGCAGUGGCGGUGUUAUAUCCAGGCCAAAUACUCAUCGAUAAUGGACAUUUUCAAUACAACAACAUUUCACUCGGAUUGGCAGUUAUGGCCAUCGUAUUUGUGCUACGGAAUCAAAAUAUUGUUGGGGCGAUUUUUUUCACAUUGUCGCUGAACUACAAACAAAUGGAACUUUAUCAUGCACUUCCGUUUUUCGUGUAUUUACUGGCCAGCUGUUUCAAGUAUCCGUCGAAGAAAAUGGGUUUCGUUGAUGGAUUGAAACGCCUAACAAAGCUCGGUGUUGUUGUUCUUCUAACUUUCGCUGUUCUAUGGCUACCCUGGCUCGGAUCAAAACAGUCCGCCCUUCAAGUUUUGCAUCGCAUUUUUCCCUUGGCUCGCGGUGUAUUCGAAGAUAAAGUGUCGAAUGUGUGGUGCAUAGUCAAUGUGGCGUUACCACUGAGAGAAAGGUUUUCCAACGAUCAAAUGGCUGUUAUAUGUUUGACAUGCACAUUGGCAUCGCUUUUACCGAGUUUAGUUCAUCUGUUCCGCCAGCCAAAUCAGAAGACAUUUUUGCUAAGCCUUGUCAAUAGCUCGCUGGCGUUCUUCUUAUUUUCGUUUCAAGUGCACGAGAAAUCGAUUCUAUUGGCGACACUUCCCAUUACUUUAUACUUUCCAUUGGAUCCGUUGCUGUGUCUCUGGUUUUUGCAGGUCGCAACAUUCAGUAUGCUUCCGCUGUUAGUGCGGGACGGUCUACUAUUGGCUUUUAUCGCCUUAAAUGCGUUCUACCUGCUACUGAUAAAACUACUGACCGAAAUACCUAGUCAUCGGAAGGAGAAAAUUACCGAGUAUAAAAUUGAUGUGCUAAGACUGGCGCGAAUUCAACCGAUCCAUUCCACUUUCUUCGACAAAUCAAAGUUGUGGCUAUUCUAUUUGAGUCUUUGCGGGCAAAUUGUUUUGUUAAUUUGUUUGGUAUGGGUGCCACCUCCGGUACACCUGCCUCACAUUUUUCCAUUGUUAAUUUCGGCAUUUUGUUGCGCGCAUUUCACCUAUUUCUUUUUGUGUUUUAGUUAUAAGCAACUGUUUACGAUGUAAGUGGUGUGGAGAAGAGGAAGCGAAUAAAAUUGGUUUUUGUUCUUGUUA
Bradysia coprophila is the source of this 1869-nucleotide messenger RNA. RefSeq names its product Mevalonate kinase (gene Mvk). Gene Ontology annotation, molecular function: mevalonate kinase activity; ATP binding. The record is from RefSeq and is a predicted model, not a curated record. Gene Ontology annotation, biological process: isoprenoid biosynthetic process; cholesterol biosynthetic process; isopentenyl diphosphate biosynthetic process, mevalonate pathway. Gene Ontology annotation, cellular component: cytosol; cytoplasm. NCBI's taxonomy places the organism in Eukaryota, Metazoa, Arthropoda, Insecta, Diptera, Sciaridae.